Molecule: messenger RNA, 1325 nt
Organism: Cuscuta epithymum
Lineage: Eukaryota; Viridiplantae; Streptophyta; Magnoliopsida; Solanales; Convolvulaceae
Source: the annotation of a GenBank genome assembly
GUGCAAUCUCCGACAUUCAUUUUUUUCUAAGACUGAUUAGUUAUGGAUCGGAGGGGAGGUUGUUGUAUUUCCCGGCAUACGCCGGCGGCGGGUUGUGAUAUAUUCAAGGUGAAUAACAUAAUGUUGAGAUUCCGGCCGAUCGCGCCGAAACCGCCGGCCCCUGGGUCUGUUCCCUACGCACCGGCGGUUCAAGAAACUGUGAAGGGUACUCGCCGGAACAAGAGGAGAUAUGUCAGGUCAACUGAGUCAACCGGUAAGAUAAGCAAAAAUAGCGGUAAGAAAAAGAAGGCGGCAUCUCCGGCGCCGGAGAUAGAAAACCAGUACAGCUACGGUAAGACGGAAUCCUGCAGUUCUUCGGUCUCCAGCCUUGAGAGGGACGCCACGGUGGUUACUCUUCCACUUCUGCCGGAGAAACCGGACCGGAAAGAAUCUCCGGCGUCAUCGGAGAUGGUGGAGCGAACCGGAUCGACCGGGUCUAACGGCCCGGUCUGGCUGAGAGAGUGCCACGUGCCGGCGGUGCUGCGAGGUUUGGGGUCGUGGGUGAUUGUGGAAGGCGUGACCGGCACGUGGAAGCUAGACGGUUACAGUCUAGGGCGAAGUGACCGAGAGAAACUGAUGAAUCUGGAACGCGACACGUGUCCGGGGCUCACAUCGGACGACCUCAACAGAGUGACGUGGACUAACUCGGCGUACAGGGAUAUGGUCGGGCGGAAGGGCGGAGCGGCGGCGUGGGUGGUGCUGGGCGACGGGGUACUGCUGCCGGCGACAAAGGAGGCGGCACUCACGUGCAGGGUGAGGGUGGUCACGUGCGGCGGGAAAGAGGAGAGCUACGACAGGCGCGGCGGGAAAGAGGAGAGCUACGACAGGCGCGGCGGGUUGGUGGUUCUGUGCGAUGUGUGGCGGAUGGACGGCGGAGGGUUUGCAUGGCGGUUAGAUACUGAGCUAAGUCUGAGAUUAGGGGUUAAUUAAUUUCCGGAUGGUUGACCGUUGACUUACCUUAUAGAGUUGAUGAAGUGAUAGUAUAUGAGAGUUGAAAUGUGUACAUUGCCAUUCGGGGAAAAAUGAUAUCCAAGACAACCUAGCUAGAAAGAAUGUAAUAAUCCUUUCUUUCUGUUCAUUAUCCUUUCUUUCUGUUCAUUUAGAAAUACACUUACUUCAUUUAGAAUUACGGGAUUGUGUUAAGAUUCCGGGUUACAUCCAAAAAGGUCAACCUCUUAGGAAGAGUAGCUCAUGUGAUAAUAUAGCACUUUGUUCAAUCCAAACCUUUCCGGUGUGGGACAUUUUAACACCUCUCCUCCCGACCAGACAUUUCGUCUAGAUCAUGC